AUGAGUUCUGACAAAAAGGAAUACCAACCAGAUGAUGUCGCGAAUGACAUUGAAGAAAUCGAGCUAGCUGAGCCUUUGAAGUCCAAUUAUCAGACCGACCUGAGCAGUAUCGAGUCCACCGCUGCCUCAAAGACUGCCUGGCUGAUCUCGAUCGUUGUUUCCAUCGGGGGUCUACUAUUUGGCUACGAUACAGGUUACAUUUCCGCGGUUCUGGUCACCAUCAAUGAUUCACUGGGUCAUGUACUCAGCUCCAGUGAACAGGAGAUGGUGACGUCCUUGACAAGCGGUGGUGCGCUCGUUGGAGCAGUUGGGGCAGGUCUUACAGCUGAUCGAUUUGGUCGCCGAUGGCCUAUCUGGGGGGCCUGUUUGACCUUCGUUGUUGGCACCGCUCUCCAGACAUGCGCGUUUUCUGUCGGCCAGUUUGCGACGGGGAGAUUCGUCGUUGGCCUUGGAGUAGGGAGUGCCUCCAUGAUUGUGCCUAUGUAUAUUGGUGAAAUAGCGCCAGCACAGUAUCGUGGCCGCAUGGUGGCAUUCAACAACAUGAGUGUCACCUUUGGGCAGCUUCUUGCCAGUUCGGUGGGUGCUGGGCUUGCUCAUGUAAAAGGUGAAGGGUGGCGUGCCACCGUCGGCAUCGGUGCAGCCCCAGCGCUCGCACUUGCUGGACUCCUUUUUAUCUGUCCUGAGUCACCUCGCCAGCUGGUUUCUCAUGGUGAUAUAGACGCUGCAGUUGCCGUUCUUCGGCGUAUAUAUCCAAAGUCCACAGCUGAACAACGUCAGUCCAAGAUCAGAUCCAUCGAAAUUUCUCUCCAAGAGGCAACGGAAGCCAUGACCAAGGAGUCGCUAUGGACUACCUUCAAGCGAGUUUUCACCACUCCUUCUACCGCCCGUGCGACGGCAACAGCCUGCAUCAUAAUGGCCAUUAGUCAAUUGGGAGGGUUUAAUACUUUGAUGUACUAUGCCGCCACGCUAUUCUCGAUCGUUGGAUUCGACAACCCGACAGCUGUCGGGAUCACUGUUUCCGCCACCAACUUCAUCUUUUCAUUUGUCAGUUUGUUCCUCGUCGAUAAAUUUGGCCGGCGAAUCAUUCUCUCCAUAACUGUGCUAGGGAUGGCGAUAUGCAUGAUCGUUGCAGCCAUCGCAUUCAACUAUAUUCCGGUAGAUACCACGACUUUGGAACUAACAACUUCCCACGUUGGUUGGCCUGGAACCCUGGUUCUCGUUGCGGUAAUAUGUUACGUGGCAUGCUUCUCCUCGGGCGUUGCUACUAUUUCCUGGAUUGGGACGGAAUUGAUUCCCCUAGAGGUGCGAGCGAUAGGCACUAUGCUGAAUACCGUCACUUGCUGGAGCACCAAUAUCAUCAUCUCGUCCACUUUCCUCUCAAUGAUGAAAAGUUGGACGCCCAGUGGGGCUUUUGGGUUCUACUCAGGCAUCUGCUUCUUUGGGUGGGUAUUCGUCAUAUUCUUCUAUCCUGAGUGUAAGGGAAUGCCCUUGGAAGCGAUCAGAGAUGUAUUUAGGGAUGGAUUUGGUGUCAAAUAUUCGAAGCAGUGGCAGAAGGAGCACAAAGACGAUGUCAAAGUCCAGACUCUGGUUUUGGGGCAUUAG
Messenger RNA from Penicillium olsonii, 1602 nucleotides. Lineage: Eukaryota; Fungi; Ascomycota; Eurotiomycetes; Eurotiales; Aspergillaceae. The record is from the annotation of a GenBank genome assembly.